AUGGGUCAGACCUGUGAGGGCAGCCCCAAUCGAGACAGUGCGGUGUACACCUCAGUAUACGGUGCCCGUCCGGUCUCGGUGCUCUCACGGGGCCGUCCUGCCAACCCCGCCACCCUUGGUGCCUCGGGGCGCAGCGGUCUCCAGCGGGUCUCUGGCGCUGUGUCUCCCAGACGCUGCGUCAGGCUCGCUCCCUCUGAGGGGGGUCCAAGAGCAAUAGUAGAGAAGGGCUACAGAAUCCAGUUCGGUUCUCGUCCCCCACGCUACAACGGGGUGUUGCUCACAGUAGUGCAUCCCGAGCAGGCUCUGGUCAUGGAGCAAGAAGUGAAAUCUCUUUUAGCGAAAAAUGCUAUAGAGCAGGUGUAUCCUCCCGACAGGGCAUCGGGUUUUUACAGCCGUUAUUUCAUUGUUCCAAAAAAGGAUGGAGGGCUGCGUCCCAUUUUAGAUCUUCGUCUGUUGAAUCAGGACCACUUUUCUUGGGGUGGUAUGGGAUUCGGUCACGAUGCGAGCCUCUCUUUCGCCCGCUCGUGUAGCCAACAUCCUCGCAGCCACUUCGGAGCUAAAGCUAGGCCAGUCACGCACUGGGGGUCUGCGCUCGCGCCCACUCUGCAAAUUAGCGCACCAGAUCCUCCUGUGGUCUCUGGGGAAAUUACGCUCUCUGAGGGCGAUGUAUAUACCAGGGACUCAGAAUAUUGGAGCAGACACCCUGUUGAGGCAGGUGCUGAGGCCAGGGGAAUGGAGGCUUCACCCGGAGGUGGUGGAGCUCAUAUGGGAAUGUUAUGGCCAAGCAGAAGUGGAUCUGUUCGCUUCUCAGUACACGACGCACUGUCCACUAUGGUUCUCCCUUACUCAUCCAGCCCCCCUGGGGUUGGACGCUAUGGUACAGACGUGGCCGAGGCUACGUCUGUACGCCUUUCCCCCUGUUGCUCUGCUCCCAGGAGUUCUGGAGAGAGUCCGCCAGGACGGAGUAAGUCUACUUCUCGUAGCUCCACACUGGCCGAGUCGAAUCUGGUUUGCGGACCUGAUUCAUCUCCUCGACGGUUCUCCCUUGGAGAUCCCGAUCAGGAAAGACCUUCUAUCUCAGGCCGGGGGCACUAUAUUUCACCCCCGGCCAGAGAUUUGGAAGCUUUGGGUGUGGCCUCUGAGGGGGCGCAACUCAUAGAGAGUGGUCUCUCAACUGAGGUUGUGGAGACCAUUCUUAGCUCCAGAGCUCCAGCUACGAGGAAACUUUAUAGACUCAAAUGGAAUGUUUUUUCUUCUUGGUGUUACCAACAUCAGUGUGACCCCGUCCACUGCUCUGUUGGCUCAGUUCUUGAGUUUUUACAAGACCGCUUCGCUUCUGGUCUAUGUCCAUCCACCUUAAAAGUUUACGUGGCGGCCAUCUCGGCUUUCCACGCCCAAGUGGGUGGUGCAUCUCUGGGUCGAGACCCUCUUAUCUCUCGUUUCCUUCGUGGCACCUUGAGGCUGAGACCUGCAACUCGUUCUAGAGUGCCGGCCUGGGACCUGGCUAUAGUUUUAGAAGGCCUUUCUAGGGCUCCGUUUGAGCCCCUAGAUUUGGUCUCUGAGAAGUUUCUUUCGUUUAAGACUACUUUUCUCCUUGCUAUUUCGUCCCUUAAAAGAGUCGGAGACCUUCAGGCUCUCUCGGUUUCUCCCACCUGCCUUGAAUUUGCACCUGGGAUGGUCAAAGCAUUUCUCUACCCGAAGCAGGGAUACGUCCCUAAGGUACCGACCGUUGUUCCGAGACCUAUUGUUCUGCAGGCUUUCUGUCCUCCCCCGUUUGCAUCGUCGGACCAGGAAAAGUCUAACCUCUUGUGCCCGGUGCGAGCAUUGGACACUUACGUUCAUCGGACUUCUUCUUUUCGGAAAUCCGAUCAGCUGUUUGUUUGUUUCGGGUCACCUAAGAUAGGUCUUCCUGCCACUAAACAGACACUUAGUAAGUGGAUAGUUGGGGCUAUCCUUCUUGCCUAUGAGUCUUCUGACCUACCGUGCCCUUUGGGGGUCAGAGCUCAUUCUACUAGGAGUAUGGUGGCCUCUAGAGCCUUAUUAUCUGGGGCCUCUCUUCAGGAUGUUUGUGAUGCGGCAGGCUGGUCCUCGCCACUCACAUUCGUCAGGUUUUAUAGCCUAGACCUGGACGCUACUCCCGGGUCUCAGGUUUUUAAUUCUAGAGGCGUUGGGUUUUCUGUCUGACACUCAGGCACUUGUAAUAUGGCGGUUUGGGUAUUCUCGUUCCCAAAGCGUUAUCGACGCAUCGUCUCUCCCUCGAUGGGGAACGUCUCGGUUACGUCUGUAACCUCGGUUCCCCGAGAAGGGAACGAGACGAUGCGUCUCCCUGCCAUACUUCCUUCAUUCCUGUGAUCGACUUGCUUCGGCACUGUCGAAGCUAACACCGGUUGCUCCGGUUGGGGUUUUUAUCAAUUCCUGGUCGUGACGUCACUCCUGACGCUCACUCUCGCCAUUGGACUAGUUGACAUGGAUGCUUCAGACGCACUCACGCAGAAUGCGUUCCCAAAGCGUUAUCGAC
Messenger RNA from Carassius auratus (goldfish), 2518 nucleotides. RefSeq lists its product as uncharacterized. The transcript is spliced from 4 exons. The record is from RefSeq and is a predicted model, not a curated record. The coding region runs from base 1 to 2184 and encodes 727 amino acids. Gene Ontology annotation, biological process: DNA recombination; DNA integration. Lineage: Eukaryota; Metazoa; Chordata; Actinopteri; Cypriniformes; Cyprinidae. Gene Ontology annotation, molecular function: DNA binding.